AUGAGAGAGGGUAUUAAUACCACAGGCCACCAUCAUCCACAAGGAAUGAGAGAUGUUACUAAUACCACAGGCCACCAUCAUCCACAAGGAAUGAGAGAUGGUAAUUAUACCACAGGCCACCAUCAUCCACAAGGAAUGAGAGAGGGUAAUAAUACCACAGGCCACCAUCAUCCACAAGGAAUGAGAGAUGGUAAUUAUACCACAGGCCACCAUCAUCCACAAGGAAUGAGAGAUGGUACUAAUACCACAGGCCACCAUCAUCCACAAGGAAUGAGAGAUGGUAAUAAUACCACAGGCCACCAUCAUCCACAAGGAAUGAGAGAUGGUACUAAUACCACAGGCCACCAUCAUCCACAAGGAAUGAGAGAUGGUACUAAUAUCACAGGCCACCAUCAUCCACAAGGAAUGAGAGAUGGUACCUAUACCACAGGCCACCAUCAUCCACAAGGAAUGAGAGAGGGUAAUAAUACCACAGGCCACCAUCAUCCACAAGGAAUGAGAGAUGGAAAAACGUAUGAAUAG
Molecule: messenger RNA, 522 nt
Organism: Pecten maximus
Lineage: Eukaryota; Metazoa; Mollusca; Bivalvia; Pectinida; Pectinidae
Product: histidine-rich glycoprotein-like
Exons: 1
Coding region: 1-522 (173 amino acids)
Source: RefSeq, a predicted model, not a curated record